AAUCGCUCAAGCUAGUUGUUAUUGCAUUGCACAGGUGUUGUUGUUGUUGUUGCUGUACUGGACUUGGAUUGGCAAACAAGUGUUAAAACAAUUGUGUGCAAUAUUUAUUGUCGCAACUACCGCGCUCGUUUGGCCAACGGAAAAAAAAAAACGCAGAUUAGGGGCGGUAGCAAACAGAACAUCGGUUUGCACAACAAACUCAAUCAGUUGGGUAAACAACAGCUGCGAGUGGCCAGCCAUUGGGUUAUCUGUUCAUCUGGAUUGGAUUUCUGCACAGAGCAACCGAAAUGAGCCAAACGGAGGCGACCAAGACGACGACGAUGAGUUCGGUGGAUGAGACGGCGGCGGCGGCGGAGACGGCGGCGAUGGGCAGUGGAAAGCAGCAGCUGGAGACGUACCGGGUGUACGUGGUCACCUGGAAUGUGGGCAGUCGCUUUCCGGAUAACAUAUCGCUGCGCCAGCUGCUGGGACUGCAGGAUGCAAAGGAGUCGCCGGAACAAUCGCACCACCUGCCCGACAUCUAUGCCUUGGGGCUGCAGGAGGUCAAUGCCCAGCCGCAGCAACAGGUGCUGGGCCUGUUCAAGGAGGAUCCAUGGACGCACAAGGCCAAGGAGCUGCUCCGCGCCUACGACUAUGUGGCCGUAAAGACGGAGCAAAUGCAGGGACUGCUGCUCAGCAUGUUCGUGCGUCGCCGUCACGUCCAGCAUCUGCAGGACAUCGAGGCGGAAUACACGCGCACCGGUUUCGGUGGCAUUUGGGGCAACAAGGGUGCCGUCAGCGUUCGCUUCACCCUCUACGGCUGCGGCCUGGCCUUUGUGGUGGCCCACCUGGCCGCCCACGAUCAUCAGCUGGACGAGCGUAUCGAGGACUACAAGCAGAUAUUGGAGCACCAUCAUUACCAUGUCAAGCGGUAUCGCGAGAUCUACGAUCAUGACUAUGUCUUCUGGUUUGGCGAUCUCAACUUUCGGCUGCAGGGCGGCGACUCCUCAACGGAGGUGCGCGAGCUGUUGCGCGACGAGGCCAACCACGAGGCGCUCAUCCAGCGCGAUCAAUUGUUCCAGGUGCGCGAGAAAUCGCAGCAGGCCUUUCAGUUGCUGCAGGAGCGUUUGCCCGCCUUUCCGCCCACCUUCAAGUUUCGCGAGGGCACCUCCGAGUACGAUCUGAAACGGCGGCCGGCCUGGACGGAUCGCAUCAUGUACGCCGUGCAGCCGCUAAACCGCCAGCCUGGCAUGCAGCUAUCCAUCGAGCAGUGCUCGUACAAAUCCCAUCCCGUGUACACGAUCAGCGAUCACAAGCCGGUGACCAGUGACUUUGCGCUGAAGCUCUAUCCGAAUGUGCGGGCGCCGGGCGUGGUCUUCUCACCGCUGACGCUCUGGAAGAUUGGCGACGAGAAUACCGUGGAAUACCGCAAGCAGGCGGAAUUCGAGGAGGGUCCCAACGACUGGAUUGGCAUCUAUCCGGCGGAGUACGCCAGUCUGGCGGACUAUGCGGCCUAUGAGUAUGUGAAUCAGGCCGAAUCGCCCGCCUCGUCGGACUCCAAUCACGAGGCGGAUCCGUUCGAUACGCCAGCCCAUCAUCGUCAUGGUCGGCACCAUCAUCGAAACCGGCAGCGGCUGCGCCGGCACCAGGAGGCCAAUGCCCAGGAGCAGGUGCGUCUCGAUUUCGCCGACGAUGUGGAGCUGCGGCAUGGCGAGCAGUAUCUGUUGAUCUACUUCCGCAGCACCGGAGUGCGGGGCGUGACCAGCCUGGCGGGCAUCAGUGCGAUCUUUGUGGCCGAGAAGCGACACGGCUCGCCCCAUCGGACGGAGUACCAUGUGGACUAGCUGGUCGAGGCCCUCGACAUCCAUCUCCUUUAGUCACCGCUGUGCAGCUCUUAUUUCUCUGACCCCGUGUUAAGUUUGUUUAUUUGUUUGUUUGCUUGGCUGUUUGACUGUUGACUCAGCGUCGUCCAAACCAAACACCCAAAAAUACGUUUAAAUGUAAUUAUACAAUGUUACCCAACCAA
Molecule: messenger RNA, 2005 nt
Organism: Drosophila elegans
Lineage: Eukaryota; Metazoa; Arthropoda; Insecta; Diptera; Drosophilidae
Product: inositol polyphosphate 5-phosphatase K
Exons: 1
Coding region: 288-1823 (511 amino acids)
Biological process (GO): phosphatidylinositol dephosphorylation
Cellular component (GO): ruffle; cytoplasm; plasma membrane
Molecular function (GO): phosphatidylinositol-4,5-bisphosphate 5-phosphatase activity
Source: RefSeq, a predicted model, not a curated record